Molecule: messenger RNA, 1290 nt
Organism: Ascochyta rabiei
Lineage: Eukaryota; Fungi; Ascomycota; Dothideomycetes; Pleosporales; Didymellaceae
Exons: 3
Coding region: 1-1290 (429 amino acids)
Source: RefSeq, a predicted model, not a curated record
AUGAUACCCAAAGGAUUCCGCCCUCUGACUACGCAUAUUGUUUUCUACAUUUCUACUUUCAUCAUAGCGACGCAACUAUGGUCUCUCUGGAGACAAUCGGCGAAAGGCGGGUUCUACUCGCAUGAAGCACGCGACUGGAGCUUUGAUGCGGACAAGCACGCAAACAUACAUACGUUCAGCCACGAACAGUGUGAUAUUUCCUUUCCCAAAUUGUAUCAUAGCCUUGAUCAAGCAGUAGCCCGGAGGCAGGGGAGGAAAGUGCAUGUCCAGGAUAUUGCGAUAGCCAAGGGCAGAUGCAUGCUGCGACUCAUGAUCUAUGGAGGCGAGCUCUUCGUAGUCGACUCCGGGAAGCCGGAACAGUGUUAUGUCACGAACGGAAACGAGCGUGAACGAAUCUUGGGCACGCUUGCUCAGAUCGAUCGUGCCCUUUCCACAUCGCCAACGUCGGACCCCUCGAUACCCAACAUUGAGUUCUCCCUCUCUCUCGACGACUUACCACGCCGAUCCAAAAAGACAGGUGUCUUCUUCGGCUACACACGCAAGGAAGCACGGGAAUACAACGACAUCUGGAUGAUGCCAAAUUACGCCUACUGGUCAUGGAACUACACACAUGCACCGAGUUGGAACAGCAUUCGGCGGGAAAUUGAAUUGAAGGAGAAAGAAGUUCUUUGGAGCAAGAAAGACCCGCGCGUCGUUUGGCGUGGCAAGAUCAAGAUGGCGGCGCUCAGAAAAGAGCUCGUGCGGGUCAGCGAAGGCAAGCCGUGGAGCGACAUCAAGCCUGUUGUGAUCAACAAUGCGACCGACGUGCACACCAAGGACGUAAUGAACCUGCGGCAGUUUUGCGGUUACAAGUUCACGGUGCAGACAGAGGGCACUUCGUACUCGGGACGGCUCAAGUACCUGCAGCUGUGCCGCUCUGCUCUCGUCACGCAUCCUCUCAAGUGGCAGGAGUUCCACACCCAUCUUAUGCGCCUCGCGGGCCCAGACGUCAACUACAUUGAAGCGUCGGAGAAUUUUGGCAACCUCGAAGCGGCCAUGGACUACUACCGCGAGCACGACUCCGAGGCAGAAGAGAUUGCAAGGAACAGCUACGAAACGUUUGCGCGGCGGUACCUGACUCCAGCGGCAGUGACAUGCUACUGGAGACGCCUCUUCUGGGCCUGGUCGACGGUGCAGGGCUUCGAGCCACAGCUGUACGCGCCUGACAAAGAGGGCAAUCAGGUUAUGCGAGCUACACCGUGGACAGCGUUUGCAGCGAACUGGCCUCACGACCCGUCCAUCAUCCCGUGA